AUGUUGGUGGGACAUGACUGGGUGAAGAAUAACAAGGUUGGCAACACCCUGCUGGGCAAACAGGUGUUUGAGACUGAAGACCAAUCCAGUCCAAUGACGAGUCACAACGCAGCAUUCACUAGAUAUGUACACUAUAAAUAUAUUACUGUGGCCAGUCCAGCUGACCUGUUUGCCUCAGACCUCUCAGAAGACACCCUCAGACAAAGGGUGAGGGAGUGCACAUCCCUGUGUCAUCCUGGACCUCACGCCCUGGUGCUGGUGGUGGACCCCAGUGACUUCGGAGAACAGCAGAGGUGGCGGGUGACAAAAAUAAUUAAUUUCUUCUCAGAGCAGGCACACCUUUGCGAAAAUGGGAAGAAUCUGAGAAUUGUGCUGCUGGGAAAGACAGGAGAGGGGAAGAGUGCCAGUGGAAACACAAUUCUGGGGGGAAAAGUGUUUAAAGAGGACUUUGCCUUUAAGUCAGUGACAACUGUUUGCCAGAAGGAGACUUCCAUUAUCAAUGGAAGACCGAUAACUGUCAUUGACACCCCAGGAUUGUUUGAUACCGAAAUUGACAACACAGAGAUUAAGAAGGAGAUUGUUAAGUGCAUUGGCUUUGCAUAUCCUGGGCCCCAUGUAUUCCUCCUGGUGAAACAGAUAGGGCGUUACACAAAGGAGGAGAAAAAUGCUGUGAAGACGAUCCAGGACAUGUUUGGUGAUCUGUCUAAAAUGUACACAAUUGUGUUGUUUACACAUGGAGAUAAACUCGAUGGAAAGCCCCUUAAUCCUAAGGGAGGUGGAAUAAGUAGUCUUCUUAGUGGAAUGAGAUACCAUGUCAUUGACAACAGCAAAAACAAUAGGAACACAGAUCAGGUCAGUGAACUUCUGAGUAAAAUAGAUGACUUAGUGGAAGUCAAUGGUGGUACGUGUUACACCAAUGAGAUGUUCCAGGAAGUGGAAGAGGAGAUCGAGAAGGAGAAGCAGGAACUUAAGUCCAAACAUCAGGCUGAAAUGGAGAAACUGAAGAAGGAGAUGGAGGAAGAGAAAAGGAGACAAGAAGAGGAGAUGAAAAGGAAAGAGGACGAAUUCAGGAGCAAGGAGAACAGCAUUAGAGAGAGCAUGAAAGAAGCCAAGGAGAAAAUGGAGGAAGAUCAAAGACAAAAGACAAAGGCAAUGGAAGAGGAAUAUCAGCGCAAGAGGCAGGAGAAUGAAAACUCCCGAUUGCGAUCAAGUUUUGCCCUUUUGGAUGCUAUCCGCGACUUCCUAGUGUCGCCUCCCUACUUUUGA
Engraulis encrasicolus (European anchovy) is the source of this 1266-nucleotide messenger RNA. Its product is annotated as GTPase IMAP family member 4-like. The transcript is spliced from 4 exons. Gene Ontology annotation, molecular function: GTP binding. The coding region runs from base 1 to 1266 and encodes 421 amino acids. The record is from RefSeq and is a predicted model, not a curated record. NCBI's taxonomy places the organism in Eukaryota, Metazoa, Chordata, Actinopteri, Clupeiformes, Engraulidae.